This is a messenger RNA of Pleuronectes platessa (European plaice), 638 nucleotides long. RefSeq names its product cytochrome c oxidase assembly factor 3 homolog, mitochondrial. Gene Ontology annotation, cellular component: mitochondrial inner membrane. The transcript is spliced from 2 exons. The record is from RefSeq and is a predicted model, not a curated record. Gene Ontology annotation, biological process: mitochondrial respiratory chain complex IV assembly. Lineage: Eukaryota; Metazoa; Chordata; Actinopteri; Pleuronectiformes; Pleuronectidae. The coding region runs from base 53 to 319 and encodes 88 amino acids.
UUUUCUCCAGGGUUCCGGUCCAGGUGAUGUAACCAGCAGCUGAGGAUCCAACAUGGAGGAGAAGUCAUCGGGACCCGGAACCGGGACAUCGGCUGAGAAGCUGCUGCUCCUCCGGCAACAGCAGCAGGAGCUCUGGAGGAAGAACGCGCCGCGGCUCCGGAGAAGGAACCUGAUCACCGGCCUGAGCAUCGGAGCCUUCGUGGUGGGGAUGUUCACGUACACCAUCCUGUCGGUGAAGCAGGAGAAGAUCGUGGAGGAGCUGGAUGAGGAGGCCAGGAUCCACAUCUACCGAGGACCUCGGACCAGUGCCAACUCCUGAGCUGCUGGGGAUCAGCACACGUGACGUCACAGCCACUGGGACACAACUUAUUUAACAAGGACGAACUUACUGUGUUUCUUUUCUGUUUGGAUUUCAUAAAAUUCACAAAUGAAAUCAACGGUUUGUGAACUUUGUUAUUUGUGUUGAUCGAUGUUCUGUCCACAUGUGGAAACACUGAAUCUGUACAGAUCCAGAUCAGGAGACAGUUUUACUCUGGUGCUGAUUUCAGUUGAGGGAUUUCUAAUUUAUUUAAUCUCAUAUGAGCCUACAAUCCAGUACAUGUACAAAGUAAAGAUAAUAAAUACUGAAUGUAUAUUAA